Molecule: messenger RNA, 3856 nt
Organism: Heterotrigona itama
Lineage: Eukaryota; Metazoa; Arthropoda; Insecta; Hymenoptera; Apidae
Source: the annotation of a GenBank genome assembly
GUUCGUGUUAAGUAAUUCAUGGAAAUAAUGCCGGUUUCUUUGAGAACGACAGUGCGGAGAAUUAUUCCGCAAUAUCGAUAAAUAUUAGUUAUUUUAACAAUGCGACACGAUUAAAAUUAAAAACUCGAUUUUAGAUGAUGAUUUAUGGUUUGAAACAACAUAAAAUUGACAAUAUAAAUAAUAUUGGUGGGGAGGUAGCGCGCUGGGUGCAAGACAAUUAUGCGGUCCCUCCCUGAGCACAGACCUCGUGGUGAGCUAUUCUCCGACUCAGCCAUAUUGAAAUAUUGAAUGUCUCUGUUACACAAGGGCUCAAGAGUAGCCGUGAAAUUUUCGCGUGAUCCUCGACGAAGAGAGGAUAAGGACAAGCAUGGAAAGCAUGUACAGUAUUGCCGUAACGAACAAAUUCUCGUUAGCGUUGGGUGAUGAUGAGGAUCCGCACGAGAAACUCCGAGAGGAAGAGCUUAAGAAAGAAGCUAGGAAAAAAGAAAAACUCUCGGAGAAAGAAAAUAAGAGCAAGCAGUCGGACGCACAGAAAGGGACCGGUAAUAAAACGCAAAAGAAUCGCGUGAUCAAAGAUUCUCAGCAGCAACCGGCCAAAGUGCAAGAUUCAAAGAAGGAUCAAGCAACAGAUAAAAAACCACCACAAUCAAGAACCAGUGGUGGAGAUCGUAAUGUUAAAUUCUCUGGAGAAACUAGAGAAGAGCGCAAUAACAGGCGUAAUCGUGAAGAUGGUGAAAGAAUGCCUCGUAAUCAGGGAGAAGUUAGGCGAGGACUUCCUGGCGAAGGACGUGAAACUCGAGAGUUUAGGAAUUCUAAUGAUAAUCGUGGAGAAUACGGAGAGCGCAGAGGUCGUGGUGGAAUGCGUGGAAUGGUGCGUGGACGUGGAGGUCCACGUGGUCGUGGUGGAUACGAUUAUCGUGGAAAACGUGAAUUCGAUCGUCAAUCUGGCUCUGAUAAAACAGAAAGUUUAAACCAAGAUAAUCAAGAUUGGGCUAACGAUAAACCUGAUGGAGAUGCCAACCAAACAACCACAGAGACAAAGGAUGGAGAGACACCUGCUGACGUAGUAGAAGAAAAACCAGUCGAAGAAGAAUCACGCGAAUUAACCUUAGAUGAAUGGAAAGCUUUACGUAAUAAUAGAGUGAAGCCUCAAUAUAAUUUGCGUAAAGCUGGAGAAGGCGAGGAUUUGACACGCUGGAAAAAGAUGUACGCACUGGAAAGGAAGAAGGAGGGAGCCGACGAAGAGGAAGAAGAGGAAGAAGAAUAUGACGCAGCAGCUGAGUAUCCUCAGCGUGUUGGAAGACAGAAACGCGUUUUAGGUAUUGAAAUUCAAUUCAGUGAUUCUCGACGUGGUUCUGGUGGACGUGGUCGGGGACGAGGUCGUGGAGAACGAGUGAAUAAUCGUGGAUUUGGUAAUCGUGGAGCUCCUAGAGAUGGAGACUCACGUGGUCCUAUUUCACAAUCUGAGCAAAGGUCACCACGAGGACGUCAAAAUGCACCGAAAGUAGAUGAUGAGAAUGAUUUUCCUUCAUUAGGAUAGGUGGUUUCGCUUGUCAUCUACAAUACAGUAUCCCACCAUUUCUGCUAACAUUGAAAUUAUUACCACAGAUAAAAUUACUACUAAUACUAAAACUAUUACUAUCAACAUUUUUGCGUCAGUGACAACGUUAUUAAUGCAUAAUACAGUACACCCUUGCAAAAUGAGAUAUGUAAUUUACAGACUCAAGUUUUAUGAUUAUUAUAUAUAUAUCCAUGAAUAUUUAGUCUCGUUCUUAAUGUCGUACAUCCGUGAAUUAGCAUGAAAACAAGCUGAAUUAUUACAAGUACUGAAAAGGAUCAUGAUUUACAUUGUUUUUUAUCGUGCCAUGUUGAACAUGCCAAUAUAUAGAUAUAUAAUUUAUAUGCUAAUAUGUUGAUAGUGCUACUAUUCAUUUGGAUAAAUUAUAUAUCGAUAUAUUGUUUUGUCUAAUUUCUCAUAAUAAAAGACAAUGUAGAUCAUGAUAUUUUUUUGUAUUUAUAAUAACAGUUUGUCCGAUUUUAAUUUAUAUUUUAAUGCUUGUUCAUGAAUGAAUGAGACUGGAUAUUUAUGAACUUGUUAAAUAAUCAUAAAGUUAGAGUAUUAGACAAAAAAUAUGGCUGAAGGACUAAGCGGACCAGCAGGAAUAUAAAUAUCAAAAAAUAUUCAUUUUACAUAAUGUAGUUUGAAGCUGCUUAAAUUUGAGUCAAACAUAUAAUUCCAAGUGGAAAUAAACAAACAAAACAAAAUCCACCUGUAUGGCAGGAGGUAAGGCAGUUAAGCCUAGAUUUUAAUUUUGAUGUCGUAUAUUAAAGGCCUAAGGAGGCUGGCCAUAGCACCGACUCUUAUGAACACAUGUAUAAUAACUUGUUAGGUGGUAAAUUUUAAACAUUCUUUCUGUUUUAUAAUUUUUAUACGGUGUUUGGAGAAGCCUUCCUUGUAAUUGACAAGUUGUUACUUGUCGUGCAUAAAGAUAAGAGACUUUUAAAAAGAAGUGUGUGUAUUUCUAUUUAAGAAAACAUUUCUGAUAUUAAAAACGUCUACUUAGAUAUAUGCUAAGUUUGGCUUAUGUAGAAGUAUAUAGAGAUUUUUCCUUUCAAAGAUGUAACCAAUCUGUAAGAAGUUAACAUUUAAGUAAAUAUUAGAGAGACAGACACAGACACAGAUAUACACAACUUUACAUAUAUAUUGUAUAACGAGUUAAAAGAAUGGUCGAUACAUACGUUCAAAGAGACAGAUAGGAUAAAUCCAGUCUUUAUAUAGUUACGUUGUACGUCGAUCAUCAUGUUCUUAAUUAUGACUUGAUAUAUUAGUUAUCUAUUGUAUUUGUUACAUGUAAAAUGAAGAAAUAUCACAGCCAAAAGAUCCAAAUCCUCUUCAUAAACACGAAAGGAAAAAUAAGGAAAAAAUCGUUAUAAAGCUGUUUGAAGCUUAGGUAUAUGUGUAAAUAACAUGAUAUUUACAAUAAUAAAUCGUGACGUAUAAGUCACUUUAGACUUGACUACUUAAAUCAAUCGACUUAUGACGAGAUAUUCUAGAAAGGAUUUUUAUUUGCGCAGUGUGUAAAGAAUGUGAGUACAAAGGAGAUUAAAAACAAAAUAUGCGCACUAUCUUACAUCGAAGCCUUUUUGCCGCAACGCUAACGAAAAUGUGGGCGUCACUGAGAACAUGGAAGAGAAAAAAUGAGAGGUGCUGAACUCAAUAAAGUUAUGAGAUAAUUUCAUUGUAAGCAUCUUGUUAUUAAAAUAAUACCAGCUGUAUCGUAUUUGGAUAUUACGUAUGUAUAUAAAAUAAUAGGUUUUUAAAUUACGCGCCUUUUUGAAGUGGAACACACACAAUAGAUUACGGUUAGUAUUCUUAUUUUUCGUUCGAAUCGAUUCAAUAGUUCAUGUUGUAAUAGAAUUUGAAACUCUCCGAGUCAUUUUGAAUAUGAUUCAAAGCUUAGAUAUCGAUUGGAAAUCGUGAAACUCUUGGCUGUGCAAUGUUUUCUGCAAGAAUAGAUUUAAAAAUUUUAGUUAGAAAAAGGUUAGUAAGUAUAUUUAAUAUUUUUUUCAAUGCAGUACAAAUGCUCUUGCGUAAAGCAAGAAUUUUCUUAACAAAAAUUUGGAACGUUUGGGUUCAUUUACAUUAUUUAUCUUUAUCUGUAAUACAUAGAUAGAUAAAAAAAGCAUAAAUGAAAUGUAAGUUUUUAGCGAGUGUUAUUUAUUUUUAUAAGAUGUUUGAAGUUCAUAUAGUGCGAUAUUCUAAAUUCGUAGUACAGUUGAAAUUUUAGAGAAGUUCCUAGGUGGGAUCACAUAUUUGGUACGUUUUCAAAUUUGUUAUUCCCGAAAAUAAAAUGUU